AUGGCGGCGGGCGGCGGGCUCUGCGGCUCCCGCGCCGGCUCGGCGGGGCUCUGGGACUGGAACCAGACGUGGUACACAGACACCCCCAGAUUUACCUGGUGCUUCGAGAACACAGUCAUUCCUUGGAUCCCUUGUGCCUAUCUUUGGAUCUGUUUUCCAUUCUACUACAUGUAUCUUCGACACAAAAACAAAGGCUAUAUUAGGAUGUCCCACAUCUUCAAAACUAAAAUGGUCUUUGGAUUCAUCCUUGUAAUACAGUGCUUUUCUAAUGUCUUCCUCAUGCUGUGGAAAAUAAGCCAAGGAAUCCCAUGGGCUCCAGCAGUCUACAUUACCCCUGCAGUGCUGGGGGUUACAAUGAUGCUUGCAAUGUUCCUUACCCAGGCGGAAAGAAUGGUGGGCACUCAGUCUUCAGGCAUCUUGCUGAUUUACUGGCUGCUCACGUUCCUGUCUGCAGUCCUGAUGCUUAGUUCCAAAAUCCAACAUGCCCUAGAAAAGGGCUUCCUGGAAGACUAUGCCAACCACAUUAUGACUUACCUUUAUGUUAGCCUGGUGCUAGGAGAACUUGUGUUGUUCUGCUUAGUUGAUCACCCUCCCUUUUUCUCAAAAGCUGUCAACAGCUCUAAUCAGUGUCCAGAAGCCAACAGCUCUUUUCUUUCAAAAAUCACAUACUGGUGGUUCUCUGGGCUUGUCUGGAAAGGCCAUCGGCAGUCCUUGGGGGUGGAUGACUUGUGGUCCGUGAGAGAAGAGAACUCUUCAGAAGAAACUGUUGCCCAGAUUGAAAAAGAAUGGAAAAAUUACCGUAGCAGAACGAAGCAAAAAAUGGAGUCCAUGACAUUUAAAAGGGGUGAGAAGAGCAAAACAGGCUUAGCAGAAGCUGAAGAGACCCAGGUUCUACUGCAAUCAGAGCAGAGUCAGAGUGGGCCCUUACUGAAAGCACUUUGGAGCAUGUUUGGAACCUAUUUCCUUCUUGGCACCCUCAGCUUAGUUAUCUGCGAUGUCUUCUUGUUCUCCAUUCCAAAGUUACUGAGCCUUUUCCUGGAGUUCAUUGAAGACCAAGAAGCCCCUAACUGGCAUGGUUACUUCUAUGCCUUUGCGAUGUUCCUAUUAGCUUGUCUCCAGACUCUGUUUGAACAACGAUAUAUGUACAUGUGUGUUGUUCUGGGACUGAGACUAAAAACUGCAGUAACAGGGCUUGUAUACAGGAAGAUCCUAGUCAUGUCAAAUGCAUCAAGAAAAACAGCAACAGUAGGUGAAAUUGUUAAUCUGGUAUCUGUUGAUGUCCAAAAGAUAAUGGAUCUUAUUAUCUAUUUUAACGGGACCUGGCUUGCUCCUAUUCGGAUUAUCAUCUGUUUUGUCUUCUUGUGGCAGCUUCUUGGGCCAUCUGCCUUGACUUCAGUUGCUGUAUUUCUUUUUCUUUUGCCACUGAAUUUUGUGAUCACGAAAAAAAGGAGUCAAUUUCAGGAGGCCCAGAUGAAAUAUAAAGAUGAGCGGGCCAAACUUACCAAUGCCAUUCUCAGUGACAUUAAAGUAAUCAAAAUCUAUGGCUGGGAAAACAUCUUCAUGGAGAAAGUGCUUAAUAUCCGGAAGCAAGAACUUCAGACUCUGAAAAGAUCUCAGAUUCUCCUCUCAGCAUCUCUAGCUUCCUUCCAUUCAUCAACUUUCCUGAUUGCAUUUGUUAUGUUUGCUGUCUACACCCUGGUGGAUAAUACACACAUCCUGGAUGCUCAGAAAGCUUUUGUAUCUUUAACCCUGAUCAACAUUCUCAACACUGCACACUCGUUCCUGCCAUUCUCCAUAAAUGCUGUGAUCCAGGCUAAAGUUUCUUUAAACCGCUUAGCAGCUUUUCUGAAUCUGGAAGAACUGAAUCCUGAGAGCUCAAGCAGAAACACUUCUGACUGUGUGCAGGCAAGCAUCACUAUAAGGAAUGGGACUUUCAGCUGGAGCAAGGAAACUUCUCCUUGUCUUAGAAGGAUAGAUCUCACUGUGCAUCAAGGCUCCUUGCUUGCUGUAGUUGGCCAGGUGGGUGCUGGGAAGUCCUCCUUGCUGUCAGCAUUACUUGGCGAGAUGGAAAAUACAGAUGGCUGUAUGACCAUGAAGGGCACAGUUGCUUAUGUACCUCAGCAAGCUUGGAUACAAAAUGCUUCAGUAGAAGAUAACAUUCUCUUUGGGAAAGAGAUGGAUGAAACAUGGUUCAAUACAGUGAUUGAUGCUUGUGCACUUCAAGCUGAUUUGGAAAGCUUCCCUGCAGGGCGGAAGAGUGAAAUAGGAGAGAAGGGGAUUAAUAUAUCUGGAGGGCAGAAACAAAGAGUGAAUCUUGCUCGUGCCGUGUACCAGAAGGCUUCCAUUUACCUACUGGAUGACCCUCUCUCAGCUGUUGACGCCCACGUUAGACAGCAUAUUUUUGAACAUGUUCUUGGACCCAAUGGCCUACUGAAAGAUAAGCAAACUCGUGUGCUGGUGACUCACACAAUCAACAUUUUGCCCCAAGUGGACAAUAUUGUUGUGCUGGUGGAUGGAACAAUCUCGGAAGUUGGUUCUUAUCAAGAACUUUUACAGAGAAACGGGGCUUUUGCAGAAUUUCUUCAUUCCCACAUUACUGCAGAAGAUAAACCAUGUUACCAAUCUCAUGGUUAUACAGGACAAAAUGGGAAUGUAAAGCAUUUAGAGAGAAAAAGUGCACUUAUGUCUCCUACAGCUGUAGGAGACACCAAAGGCACUGUCAUUUCUGGAAAUGAUCCAUCGUGGGAGAAGCUCUCUAGUGACAGGUCAGUCAAGUCUUCUGCUAUGGAAAGGGAGAUCAUUGCUGUAAGUCAAGACUGUACCACUGCUGCAGCUGCCAAAGGAAGAUUAACCAAGGAAGAGAAAGCUCAGCGUGGCAGGGUUAAUAUUUCAAUUUAUGUGGCAUACCUGAGGGCAACAGGCUCCUUGCUGUGUUUGUACAUCAUUCUGUUGUUCACAUGUCAGCAAACUGUGUCGUUUUUUCGUGGUUACUGGCUCAGUAUGUGGACAGAUGACCCUGCUUACAACGGAACACAGCAACACACAGAGCUCAGGGUUGGAGUGUUUGGUGCACUGGGAGUCAUUCAAGCCCUCAGCAGAUUCAUCUCCACAGCAGCAGUCCUUCUAGGUGGCGUGUUAGCAUCACACAAGCUGUUUCUUCAGUUGCUGAGGAGCGUCGCUAGAUCCCCAAUGAUCUUCUUUGAGCAGACACCCAUUGGAAACUUGCUGAACCGCUUCUCCAAAGAAAUGGACGCCAUUGAUUCCGUCAUCCCAGACAAGCUGAAGUCCUUGCUUGGGUUCUUGUUCAACUUGCUGGAAAUCUAUCUUGUGAUUAUAGUGGCUACACCAAUGGCAGCAGUGGCCAUAGUCCCCUUGACUGUGCUGUAUGCUGUAUUCCAGCACUUCUACGUCAUCACCUCCUGCCAGCUGAGACGCCUGGAGGCUGCCAGCCGAUCACCCAUCUAUUCCCACAUUUCAGAAACCUUUCAAGGGAGCAGCGUGAUCCGCGCUUACAAGGACCAGGAGAGAUUUAUUUUGAAAAGCAAUUUCCGAGUGGAUGAGAAUCAGAGAAUAUGCUUCCCUGGAGCCGUUGCUGACAGAUGGCUUGCUACAAACCUGGAAUUUCUAGGCAACGGCAUUGUGCUGUUUGCAGCACUAUUUGCAGCAAUUGGCAGAACACAUCUUAGUCCAGGAAUUGCUGGUUUUUCUAUUUCAUAUGCUCUUCAGAUAACUGGCGUUUUGAACUGGAUGGUGCGCUCCUGGACAGAAAUAGAAAACAACAUUGUUUCUGUGGAGAGAGUGAGAGAAUACUUGAGGACUCCUAAAGAGGGACUCUGGACUCUGAAUGGCAAACCUCAAGAUCAGGUUUGGCUCACUGAAGGGAGAAUCGAAUUCAGAAACUAUAGUUUGCGAUACAGGCCAGAUCUGGAGUUAGCACUGAAGCAUGUCAAUCUAACGAUCAAUGGGCAAGAGAAGAUUGGUAUAACUGGGAGAACAGGAGCUGGGAAAUCUACUCUUGCUGUUGGAUUGCUGCGGUUAGUGGAAGCUGCAGAAGGAGAGAUCCUAAUUGAUGGACUAAAUAUUGCUCAAGUAGGUCUCCAUGACCUUAGAACCAAGAUAACUGUGAUUCCCCAGGAUCCAGUUUUGUUUUCUGGCUCUCUAAGAACAAAUCUCGACCCGCUAAACCAAUACACUGAUGCGGACAUCUGGACAGCUUUGGAACUGACUCAGCUCAAGAACUUUAUCGCAGAUUUGCCAGAGCAGUUGGAAUAUAAGUGCACUGAACAAGGGGAAAACCUAAGCACUGGUCAGAAGCAGCUGGUUUGCCUGGCCAGAGCACUUCUCCGAAAAGCCAAAAUCCUGGUUCUAGAUGAGGCUACAUCAGCUGUAGAUCUAGAAACUGAUCUCCAGAUUCAGUCCACCCUGAAGACUCAGUUCAAAGACAGCACAGUGUUAACGAUAGCUCACCGUGUAAACACCAUCAUGGAUUGUGACAGGAUUUUAGUCUUGGAGAACGGCUGGAUAGUUGAAUUCGAUACUCCUGAAAAAUUAAUAGCUCAAAAAGGAGCAUUCUACAGACUGGUGGAAGAAUCAGGCCUUGUCUGACUCACCUGUGGAACAUACUGUAAUACCGCUUUUACUGGGAAUAAUUGAUCUCUUAAUUGAAUUACCUUCAUUUAAUUCUAAAAUGCCCAAUACUCAACCAAAUUGUGUUUGAGCUAUAACUGCACUGGAUAGAUGAGCAGCGAUGACUUGGGAUACACAUACUGCUUCCUUAGGAAACUUAGAGAUUCCAUGCUCAUUAUCUUUCCAGAUACAAAAAUUCACUCUGCUGUUGAAAAUGAGCCGGUCAGAAUCUUGAACUUAAAUGCAUGCAUGCCUUGCUGCUUUUAUGUUAAAAAAAACAAAACCAAAAACCUAUCUGAUUUAUACUAUAAAUGGAACCCAAAUACACUGCCAUACGUAAGGAUUAUAUGGAGUAUUUCUAAGUGCUGAAGAGAUUAUAAUCAGUGAACGAGAAAAUUAAUUGCUAAGAACCAAACCUAAUUACUUACAGCUUGCCCUAAGUUGCAGGGAGAACACAUUUAGUCUUUUGAAAAUGCCUUAGGUGCUCACCUGAACACUGUUUGCAAGCAGGUAAGAUAGUGUCCAAGGCAGCAGCUGUAUCUAAGUCAUCCAAAGUGCAAAAACACUAGGGGAGUAGGGAAAAGCAAGAGCAAUGCAAGUAAGCAUGAAUGCGGAUCGACUCCACUGCCUGUGGCCUGCCCAUCACAGCUGGCAGUGACUCCAUCUCGCUUCUGUGAGCUUUAGAUGAGGCCUGCACAAGCCGUGCGGUUUGGAAGGCCGACAAAUUGUCUGCGAGGACAAGAGGCAGCAUAUACACUGGCUUGUUGGUGCAGAUGAGAACAACUGGGCUGGGACCAGGCAGCAGGAGCCGUUCAUCCUGCCGGAGCACUUGGAGCUGCGCUGCUGAAAGCCAGGCAGUCACCACGGUCACAGCCAAGCUGGUCCGAACUCCAGCACCCAUUUCCAAACUGAUUUUGUCACAAAGAAUUUGCCUGGUAGAAAGCACCUUCCUGUGAUCCAGCGUAUCGCCUGCAGCAUGACAGUCCAGCAGACAUGCUCUAGGAGACCCUGCCAAGCAGGGAGGUUGGACUAGAUGAUCUCCAGAGGUCCCUUCCAACCUUACUGAUUCUAUGAUUCUGUGUGGAGGCAGCAGGCACUUACCUCGUUUGUUCCCAGUUUUCCCCUGGCCUGCUGUGUGCUCUCAGGCAAGGCACUGACCUCAUCGCACUCGCUCCCCCUUCCAGCCUUUCCCUUGUCAGCAGAGAGUGCAAGUGCCCUGGAACAGCAGAGUCUCUGGCUUGGUGCAGGUAACAAACCGAAACAGCCCCCCAAAGCAAAGCCUCUGCACAGUGCGGGGAAUCGGCCGUCAGAGCUGUCCUCGCGACCCGAACGCAACAAGAAAAGGCAACAAAUAAAUCACACCGUGAGAUACUGACGUUCAUCGUGACUUUCCAUCUUCUGGGAGGCUGAAAUUAAAGCAAAACCAAGUACUAAAAUAGCUCUCUCUAGUAAGUUAAACUUAUAAUAUAAAAAUAAAAAAUGGUGAAGGGGAUGUGUCAACCCAGACUAGCCAAACCAGCAGCUGCUUCUCCACUAGCUGUUUAGAAGCUUCUUCACCCAUGUUACGAGCAGUUCACAGUUUCUGCUGAACAGGUGCCUAAGAUCUUAAGCCCAAUGCCUGCUGCCUUACUUGUGCUAAAAUACUAGGGAAAAGGUUUUUUUCUGAUUUUUUUUUCCCCUAAACGUUU
This is a messenger RNA of Rhea pennata, 6314 nucleotides long. Its product is annotated as ATP-binding cassette sub-family C member 6-like. The record is from RefSeq and is a predicted model, not a curated record. Gene Ontology annotation, cellular component: membrane. Gene Ontology annotation, molecular function: ATP hydrolysis activity; ATP binding; ABC-type transporter activity. The transcript has 32 exons. The coding region runs from base 1 to 4605 and encodes 1534 amino acids. Gene Ontology annotation, biological process: transmembrane transport. NCBI's taxonomy places the organism in Eukaryota, Metazoa, Chordata, Aves, Rheiformes, Rheidae.